CCAAACUCCAGUCCCCACCUACCAACCACAGCUUGCCGACCACUCUCUCUCCAUCCUCCAAAGCUGGUUCCCGCCGUCGCCCGACGCUUUCCGGCGAGAUCUGACGGUGGGUAUAGAGCUACUAAGAGCAAUGGCGCCACCCAAGAGACCGCUAGCCAAUGCCCAAGUGAUCUUUCUAGUCGUGCAGAAGGUUUUAUAAGUUUAAAGGCAGUGGAAGGUGUGACGACCACAGCUCUGCUCCUCCAUGUGCAGAGUUUGAUGAUUCACAGUCAUGGCUUUGCCUCUGAUUAGGUUGCUUCCCCACCGGUUCAACACCAUCAGGGCCUUUGUAAACGCCAAGGUAAAAUGGGUCAGAGAUCCAUACUUGGACUACGCAGUUGAAAGAGAGAAAGACCUUAAACAAGUCAUUUCCUUCAAGAACCAAAUCAUCUCCAACCCUUCCAAGUCCCUCCCUCUCUCUGCAGCCUCUUUGCUCAAACCCCACCUCAACCUCCCUAUCACAUCCUCCAAAUUCUUCCAGAAAUACCCCUCGUUCUUCUCUGUAUUCCAGCCCUCCCCUGGUCUCCCGCCCCAUGUCAAGCUCACUCCACAGACCCUCUUGCUCCACAAAAAGGAGUCAACCAUUCAUACCUCCAUGUCUAACAAAUACAACGCCACUAAGCGACUUGCUAAGCUUUUGAUGCUCGCCGGAGUGACCAAAUUGCCCAUGCACCUGAUUAACAGGUUGAAAUGGGAUCUGGGUCUUCCUCAUGAUAUUGUGGGUACCCUUCUUGCUGAUUUUCCUGACUACUUCGAGGCUUGUGAAGUUGGGGAUGCGGUAACUGGUAAAGUAGAGAUUGCUUUGGGUCUUGUCUGUUGGAGAAAGGAGCUUGCUUUCUCUCAAUUGGAAAGAAGGCCAAUAAUGGUCUGUGCCUCGAAUGCAAAAUUAUCGAAGCACAUUGGGUUUCCAAUGAAUUUUCCCAAGGGGUUUGAUUUGGAAAAUAGGGUGAAGGAUUGGGUUGAGGAAUGGCAGGCAUUGCCAUACAUUUCGCCAUAUGAAAAUGCAACCCAUCUUUCACCAAAUAGCGAUCAGGCGGAGAAGUGGAUGGUGGCAAUGCUUCAUGAGGUUCUUUGUCUUAUGAUUUCCAAGAAGACAGAGAGGGAAAAUUUGUUUGUUUUGGGAGAGUAUUUGGGGUUCGAAAGGUCGAGGUUAAAAAAGGCUGUGGUGCAUCACCCAGGAAUCUUCUAUGUUUCAAAUAAAAUUAGGACACAAACUGUGGUCCUAAGGGAGGCAUAUAGGAAGGACUUCUUGAUUGAGAAGCACCCAUUAAUGGGUAUGCGGUAUCGAUACAUUCACCUAAUGAAUAAGAUGCAAAGAAGGGAUGAAGCGACUCUUGUUUCGCCUUCUGGUGGUUGAAGACAGAUUUCCAUCUGCUGAUGGUGGCGGUAUAGAAGAAGAACUAGGAGAGCAGACAGUGGGAAUGGCUCUUCAGAUGCUGCGUUUUAAGAUUGUUGUAAUGCUGUGAUGAUAUGGAAAUAUGAGGGAGGUUGUAGGGAGAUUGAUGUGAUCAAUAUAAUUCUUAGGAGGCUUGAUGUUGGUGCUACAGAAGUAGGAAAUGCUGAUCGGGAUCUCAUGCAAGCCAAGCUAGUAUUACCUCCGGUGAGAGGAUGUGAGUUGUUGGAAAUUCAGCAGUUAGUUUCGAGUAAUAGUGGAAGGUGAUUGUCUUGACCAAAAAAAGGGGCAGGUGGCAUUAUAAUAAGCAUCGACAUUGCAUCAAUUUGAAUGUUUCUUUCUUUCUUUCUUUCUUUCUUGUUUCCUUUUUCUUCAUACCAAUUGCAUUCUUUCCCCAUGGUUAUCACAUUAUUCCAUUAAGGGUUUUAAGUCUCUGUCUAGUUGGAGUUAAAUCUCUGCCUAAUCUGAAUUUACGUGUUCUCUGGUUUGGAAUUCGAUGAUUGUAUUACUUAGUGUUUUCUGCUCCUUGA
This is a messenger RNA of Prunus persica (peach), 1962 nucleotides long. RefSeq names its product protein ROOT PRIMORDIUM DEFECTIVE 1. NCBI's taxonomy places the organism in Eukaryota, Viridiplantae, Streptophyta, Magnoliopsida, Rosales, Rosaceae. The coding region runs from base 272 to 1396 and encodes 374 amino acids. The transcript is spliced from 4 exons. The record is from RefSeq and is a predicted model, not a curated record. Gene Ontology annotation, molecular function: RNA binding.